Molecule: messenger RNA, 1935 nt
Organism: Fusarium venenatum
Lineage: Eukaryota; Fungi; Ascomycota; Sordariomycetes; Hypocreales; Nectriaceae
Cellular component (GO): cytoplasm; ubiquitin ligase complex
Molecular function (GO): protein binding
Source: RefSeq, a predicted model, not a curated record
AUGGUUCUCCGCAAAUUCGAGCUCGAGGGAAAGCUUGGAGAGGAAGCUCGGCUCAUCGAAAGUGGCGUUCUCCUCGAUGAGAAUCCUCUCGAUGAAACCCCCGAAUUUCAUGACUUCCUCAUGGCUUGUCGAAGAGGGGAUUUGAGAAGAUGCCAGGAGCUUAUCAGCCAAGGUGUGAACAUCAAUGGCAAGGAUCACUUUGACUACACGCCCCUCAUUGUUGCCAGUUUGUGUGGACAUUAUGAACUUGUCCAAUUACUAUUAGAAUCCGGUGCUCUCGCUGAAAGAAACACCUUCCAAGGAGAACGAUGCAUUUACAACGCCCUCAACGAUCGCAUCAGAAAUCUGCUUCUCCAAUAUGAUUUCUCAAAGUCUUCAGAUCCUUAUGUCUACUGGUCGACUCACAUUUCAACCCUUCUUGGCCGCACAAGCCCAAAGACGACAGACAUUACCCUGGCUUCAGGUUCUCGUUCCUUUGACUUACACAAGUUCAUCCUUGUCGCACGAUCUCCUUACUUCCGUUCCAAACUUGCUGCUGUUCCGGAAACAACCACUUGGAAGCUUGCUCACACUGUUCCCGUGCAGUCUUUUCUUAUUGUGUUGAGAUAUCUUUACUUGGGUGAAGUACCGCGAGAUAUUGCGCCUGUAGGUGGUGCAGACUCUGAAGAAGAUGUUCUGAAGGGGCUGGGCAAAGUCAGCAAGCAGCUGGAAGUCGAGUCUUUGUGGGAAGCUAUUCUUGCAGGCGGAGACAGGAGGCUCGCUCGACAGCGAUACCAAGCCGAGGUCGAGCGGGCGAGAGGACAAUUCGAGGACUUUUUCAAACAAAAUGUCCUGGGCCACAAGAUGAUAGUUGAUACAGACCAGGUAAAGAACGUCAAGUGGAAGUACGACAACUCCAUGUUCGCCGAUGUUAUCCUCCGCGCCGACGAGCCCAUCGAUAUCGAGGAUGAGAAGUCAGGUCAAGCAACCCCCACGGAAGACGGCCCUACCAUACCCAUUGGCCCAGCUGGAGACCAGGAAUCUGUCGUCAAGCGCAAGUCCGUCCUCUAUCCCGCCCACAAGGCCAUGCUCAUCCGCAGCGAGUACUUUGAGAAGAUGUUCUCUGGCGACUUUGUCGAAUCCCAGCGCGAUGAUCAUCUCCGAAUUAUCACUGUUGACUGCACACCUGCAGUUCUCGAGAUCAUCCUUGCUUUCCUCUACACCGAAUCCGCGGUGUGUCCCCUCGAGCACGCUCUGGAUCUGCUAUACGCCGCAGAUAUGCUCUUCCUUGAUGGUCUUAAAAGCAAAGCCGCCCAGGCUAUCAGCACUCUUGGUAGUGGAAACGCCAAUGCACUCGUGGACCGUACACACGGCGAGGCGCAAAGGAAUGGCGAAGCUGGGUCGGAAGUUGAGGAAGCCGAGAUGGAGCCCAUCAACAUCUACGACGUUAUCCAUGCAGCAUGGGAUCUUCGUGUCCAGCGCCUAGAAGAGUUCGCAGCGCGUUAUUUGGCAUAUCGCCUAGAGGACUACAUAGACGAGGAAGAUUUCCAGGCACUCAUCGCCGAGUCUGCCCAACGUAUCACUGUGCGAGAAGAGACGGAUACUAUCGAACUGCUGGAUGAUAUUCGAUACUACCUGGGUGAUAGAUUCAGACUGCGCUUCGAGGAUGUUGGUUUUGAGGAUAUGAUGGACGAGUCGGGAGACAUUAUCGAUGCUGAUUUGGCUGCUGCCAUGGCACAACAAGCAGAUAUAUCCGCAGAUGCGACGAACGGUAUUUCAAAUCAGAGCCAGAACGGAGUACAGGAGAAUGGGGAUGGGGAAGCCAAAGACGGAGAGGCUGUACGAACGCUGGACGGAGCUGAAGCAGAGGAUGAGUUUGCUUCAGAUGCCAUCAACUACCAGAUCCUACAGCGCAAGAUCGAUGCCAUGCUUGAUCGUCUCAAGCUAGAUGCAUAA